Messenger RNA from Patiria miniata (bat star), 2268 nucleotides. RefSeq names its product 26S proteasome non-ATPase regulatory subunit 4-like (gene psmd4). NCBI's taxonomy places the organism in Eukaryota, Metazoa, Echinodermata, Asteroidea, Valvatida, Asterinidae. The coding region runs from base 23 to 1282 and encodes 419 amino acids. The transcript is spliced from 11 exons. Gene Ontology annotation, molecular function: polyubiquitin modification-dependent protein binding. The record is from RefSeq and is a predicted model, not a curated record. Gene Ontology annotation, cellular component: cytosol; nucleus; proteasome regulatory particle, base subcomplex. Gene Ontology annotation, biological process: proteasome-mediated ubiquitin-dependent protein catabolic process.
GUUGGUCUUGUCACUAGCCGUCAUGCAUGGAGAUUUCUGCCUGUAUCGUAUCGAGGAUCCGACUACAAAUUUAGCCGACAAAAUGGUGCUCGAAAGUACGAUGGUGUGUGUUGACACAAGCGAAUAUAUGAGAAAUGGAGACUUCAUUCCAACUCGCAUCCAAGCCCAGCAAGAUGCUGUCAACCUCAUCUGCAUCUCUAAGACACGCAUUAAUGUGGAGAAUACCGUCGGGCUCAUAACUCUUGCCAAUGUCAAGGUGUUGGUAACCCUUUCUUCUGAUGUGGCCCGCAUUCUGGCUAGUCUACACCAGACCCAACCCAAGGGGGAUUUGAAUUUCAUUACAGGCAUUCGUGUGGCACAUUUGGCUCUGAAGCAUCGGAUGGGCAAGAAUCACCGCAUGAGAAUUAUUGCAUUUGUAGGCAGUCCAAUUAUAAAUGAUGAAAAGGAGCUGGUCAAAUUAGCAAAGAAAUUGAAAAAAGAGAAGGUCAACGUGGACGUUGUCAACUUUGGAGAAGAUAAACUCAACACAGAGAAACUGACAGCUUUUGUAGAUACCAUCAAUGGCAGUGAUGGCACAGGGUGUCACCUGGUGACCAUCCCACCAGGAACACUGCUCUCAGAUGCCCUGAUGAACUCCCCUGUCAUCGUUGGUGAGGAUGGUACAGGAGCUGUGCCCGGCCUGCCUGGCACAGGGGGAGAAUUUGAGUUUGGUUUUGAUCCCUCCACAGAUCCAGAACUGGCCAUGGCUUUGCGUAUAUCCAUGGAGGAGCAAAGACAGAGACAAGAAGAUCCCUCCCAACCAUCUGAGUCAUCUGCCACGGAGGCUACACCUAAGCCUGCUAAUGCACCAACAGAUUCUGAGGAAGCAUUACUGGAGCAGGCUCUGGCUAUGUCCAUGGAGCCAGACGCUCCUAGUGCCAUGGAGACACCCAUGCCGGACCUCAGCGCCAUGUCAGAGGAGGAACAGAUUGCAUUUGCCAUGCAGAUGUCGCUCACACAAAGCUCAGGGCUGUCUGGACUGAUGAGUGAUAGUGCAGCCAGUGAGAUUCCCAUGGAGACAGACACACCAGCCAGCAUGGAGGGUGGUGACUCUAAGGCUGAAGGGGAGAAUGAGGAUUUCUCCGAGUUGAUGUCAGACCCAGCAUUCCUCCAGAGUGUCAUGGAGAAUCUCCCUGGAGUGGACAUCUCUAGUGAGGCAGUCCGUGACGCCAUGGGAACACUCACCCAGCAACCCCAGACAGAGGAGAAGAAGAAAGAUGAUAAGCCCCCAGAGAAAAAGUGAUGCUGUCUAUUAUCCAUUUAGUCUCUUAAUUUUGUGGGAAUCAAAAUUUGCAACAUAAGUGUGAAGGUAUCAAUCUUCAUUCACAGAAUUCAUUUCGGUACAGUUAAAUGUUGUAUUGAAACAUCUGUUGUUGACAUUUUAAAAGUUACUUCACCUUUGCUUUCAAGUGAUGUAAGAAGUGCCCUUAAUUUGUGAAAUAGCAGCAAAAUCUGAAGCUCUUUUGAAGUAUUUUGAGGAAGCAUGCUGAUGCUAUACAUUUUGUGUGUCCCGUACAUGUGUUGUGUAUUAAAAGUUGACCAAAAAGUGUUGGCAGUAAACAUAUAACUUAUUGCAGUUUAUUAUUGUAAUAGGAUAGCAAAAUUUACAGCGAACUAAAAUAUUUGAGGGCGUGCUCAUUGUUUCAUCUUUGGCUUAGAAAUGCUGACACCUCUAUUGCAGUUUCCUAAGUCUGAACAAGCAUGGAGGGUGGACCCAGGAUUCUGGUAAAACACUGCAUGACUUCAUGUACUGCAGUACAAAUUUGUAAUGUUUAAAGCAACUGACAGGUGUAGGGUUUAAUGUAAUGGUCUGAAAAUUCAUUUGAAAUCAUUGAUAAAUUAAGUAAAUGUUGCAUCAAUCAAUCGGUCAUUGCAAAUGCAUAUUGAUUGGUUACAUUUGGUACAACAGCACUCUAUAUGCACAUAUAUAUUGUAUGGUUUCAUACUGGCGUUUGUGUGAUAAAAUUAACAAGUUGAAAAAAGAUUAGUCCAUAGAUCUUACCAGGAGCUCAUUUCUAGGUUAGUAUCAGAAUAUGGAAAUCCUUUUACGUAUUGUCACUCAGUAAAAUUAAAUGAAAUAAAAAUGACCAUGGUGACCAUGGUGAAUUUCUGUGACCAUGGUGAAUUUCUGUGUGAUGGCAAUUAAGGGAACCUCUCGUGCUUGCCGAGUGCUAAAGUCUUGGUAGUUAAAAGAUCCAGCUGAAUAAACGAACUCUAAUUGCAUUUGAA